UGAUAUAUUUUUGUUUUGUGUCACUGUUUCGAGAUGAAUUUAAUUAGUAUUAAGUGAUGUCACGUAAAAAAAAAUAUCAACUUUUUUUUAUCAAAAGUUAAUGAUAAUAUAUGUGGAGAUCGUACUUUUUGUAUUAAGAGGAAAUAUGGAGUCAAUUGAUGUAUGUACAAAGUGUGACAGUACCUGCUGAAUAGAAACAACGACGAAACUUAUCCAUGGAUAUAAGAUAUACCACCAAUAAUUAUGUCAAUAAGUAUGUUAUAAAAUAUUAAAUAUUGAAAAAUCUAUCAUCUCUUAAAAUGUGGCAAAAAUCGGGAAUGUUCUGUCAGCGUUUCUUUACCAAGAACGUAAAAUUAUUAAACGUCAAUCACAAUGGUAUCGUGAGGACUAGUACAACUGCAACACCAGCUUCGAAUGAAGAAUCACCCCCAAAGGAAGCUGAAGUAGUAAUAUGCGGAGGUGGCGUGAUGGGUGCUGCUGUGGCAUACCAUCUAGCCAUCAGAGGAUGGGGAGACAAAACAGUACUGAUCGAAAGCAGCAGACUGGGUGGAGGAACAACGUGGCAUGCGUCGGGUCUGAUGGGUGUCUUUAAACCAUCUCUGGCACAAAUAAGGCUAGCUCAGGAUAGUAUAGCUCUGUACAAAGAACUCGAAGGAAAAGCCUUAACCACUGGCUGGAAACAGUGUGGUAGUUUAUCUCUGGCAAAAACUGGAGAUCGUAUGACUGUAUUCCGGAGAAUGAAAGCACAAUCAGUAUGUCACAACAUAGAGUGCCAUUUGGUAACACCCGAAGAGAUCAAAUCAAUAUGUCCAUUGCUAAAAGUUGACGAUCUUUACGGAGGUCUGUGGAUCCCUGGCGACGGUGUGGGAGAUCCAUACGAAAUAUGUUUGACAUUGGUCAGAGAAGCCGUGAAACAAGGCGUGCGAGUGUACGAAAAUUGUAGAUUAACCAAAGUGAAAAGCACAAACGAGAGAGUAGAGGCUGUCGAAACGACGCGCGGAACGAUAGAGUGCAAAUACUUUGUUAACUGUAGCGGAUUCUGGGCACGGAGCGUCGGAAAACUGAGCGAACCUUACGUCAAGGUUCCCCUGCAUCCCGUGGAACACUACUAUCUGCACACGAAACUGAUCCCUGGCUUGGAUCCAAUGACUCCAGUGAUUCGAGAUUUGGAUGGGCACAUCUACUUCCGAGAAAACGCGGGCCGCAUCCUAGCCGGAGGCUUCGAUCCCGUUGCUAAGCCUGUCUUCGAGGACGGUCUCAUACCUGAAGACCCGAGCAAUCGCUACUUGCCUCCGGACUGGGAUCAUUUUCACGUACUACUGGAGCAAAUGCUGCACAGAAUACCAGACCUCAACGACGCGACCUUGGAAAUGCUCUGCAACGGCCCGGAAGCCUUUUCUCCCGAUUGCAAGUGGAUAAUCGGUGAGUCGCCCGAGAUCCGAAACUACUUUGUCGCCGCUGGUAUGAAAACGAUCGGCAUCUCGGCGGCUGGAGGGGUCGGGCGCAUAACAGCCGAGUUGAUAACCGGUGGCCUGGCGAGCCUUGAUUUUUACGAGCUGGACCUGAUGCGCUUCCUCGGCUUGCACAACAACCGCAAGUUCUUGCGGGACCGCGUCAAAGAAGUGCCGGGCAUGCAUUACGCUCUGCAAUAUCCGCACCACGAGUUCAAGAACGGCAGGAAUUUGAGGAUGUCGCCGAUCUACCCGAAAUUGAAGGAGGCGGGUGCCGUGUUCGGACAGGUCAUGGGGUACGAGAGACCCAGCUGGUUUGAGCUUGAUCCCGAACAAGGUAACGAUCACUUUUCUCUUACUAGGUACAAGAUCGCGUACACGAAUACUUUCGGCAAGCCUCCCUGGUUCGGCGCGGUUGAAAGAGAGUACGCCGCUUGCAGGGAGACGAUCGGUCUCAGUGAUUACUCUUCGUUCACAAAAAUCGAUCUAUGGUCCAAUGGAACGGAGGUGGUGGAUUUCUUGCAAUACAUGUGCUCGAACGACGUCGACGUGGCAGUCGGUAGUAUCAUCCACACGGGGAUGCAAAAUCAUCGCGGUGGCUACGAGAACGACUGCAGCUUGGCGAGGAUAGCUCCAAAUCAUUACAUGAUGAUUGCCCCGACGAUUCAGCAAACUCGGUGUAAACAUUGGCUCAAGCGGCAUUUGCCCUCGGACGGCUCCGUUGCCGUGUCCGACGUAACUUCGGCGUACACGGCUAUUUGCAUCAUGGGACCAGCAACUAGGCAAUUACUGUCCGAACUGACUGACAUUGAUUUGAAUCCAAAGAACUUUCCCUUUUUUACCUUCAAAGAGUUAGACGUUGGAUUAGCCAAUGGGAUUCGGACCAUGAAUCUAACGCACACGGGAGAAUUAGGCUAUGUUCUUUACAUUCCUAACGAAUUUGCUCUUCACGUUUACACGAGAUUGAUAGAGGCCGGUGAGAAGUAUAAGAUACGGCACGCUGGUUAUUACGCCACAAGAGCCUUGAGAGUCGAGAAAUUUUAUGCUUUUUGGGGACAGGAUUUAGACACGUUUACUACACCCCUAGAGUGCGGCCGCUCUUGGAGAGUCAAGUUCGACAAAGAAGUAAACUUCAUAGGUAAAGACGCUUUAUUAAAACAGAGGGAAGAAGGUGUGAAACGGCAGUACGUACAAUUGUUGAUCAAUGAUCAUGAUUCAGACAUCGAUACGUGGUGUUGGGGCGGUGAGCCUAUUUAUAGGAACGGAAAGUACUGUGGAAUGACCACGACUACGGGUUACGGUUUCACAUUCAAAAAACAAGUAUGCUUGGGCUUUGUACAAAAUCUAGACUCGAAAGGGGUGCCUCAGACCGUAACUAAUCAGUAUAUACUCUCUGGAGAUUACGAGGUUGACAUUGCCGGUAUCAAGUUUCAUGCCAAGUGUCAUUUGCACAGUCCAAAUCUGCCAACCAAGUUUCCCGAUCAGGAAAGAGAUUCUUACCACGCAACGCGUGAUCAUCAAACUGCGUAAAUCGGCUUUUCGUCAAGAUUUUAUACAUACAUGUAUUUUUUAAUGACGACAGUAAUGAUUAAUUUUUUAGUUUAAAAGCAAUACUUUGAUUUAUUUCUCGUAAUUUUAAUUAUUGUUUGAAAGGAAAAAAU
This is a messenger RNA of Copidosoma floridanum, 3112 nucleotides long. RefSeq names its product pyruvate dehydrogenase phosphatase regulatory subunit, mitochondrial. Gene Ontology annotation, molecular function: protein binding. Gene Ontology annotation, cellular component: mitochondrion. The record is from RefSeq and is a predicted model, not a curated record. NCBI's taxonomy places the organism in Eukaryota, Metazoa, Arthropoda, Insecta, Hymenoptera, Encyrtidae.